Erpetoichthys calabaricus (reedfish) is the source of this 8697-nucleotide messenger RNA. It is a transcript of the gene arhgap32b, whose product is annotated as Rho GTPase activating protein 32b. The coding region runs from base 690 to 6446 and encodes 1918 amino acids. NCBI's taxonomy places the organism in Eukaryota, Metazoa, Chordata, Cladistia, Polypteriformes, Polypteridae. The record is from RefSeq and is a predicted model, not a curated record. The transcript has 25 exons. Gene Ontology annotation, biological process: small GTPase-mediated signal transduction. Gene Ontology annotation, cellular component: nucleoplasm; fibrillar center; cell cortex. Gene Ontology annotation, molecular function: GTPase activator activity; protein binding; phosphatidylinositol binding.
CCGAUUUGACAAACUCCCGGAUAAAAAAAAAGAGUCGGCGGUCCGCAUGGAAACGCAGCUCCGAGGAUUUAAGGGGCAGUAAAUACAAUCUGAUUUACAAACUCACCGAACAAUUGGAAGCGCUGUAUUGGUUUUCAUUAUGAACGCCAGGAGGAAAGGACAAACAACAAUUUAGAGAGAGAGAGAGACAAGGAUUUAAGUGGAACGACUCCGGGUGCCGCUCCAGCUGCUGCGGACUUGCAGAGAAAAGGAAGUCGCACUGUUUGAUUGGGAAUCAUUGGGAAUCGCGCCCUCUCUUCCCCCGCACACGCGCUCUCACACAGAUAAUAACGAUUUUUGAAUAUCUGUAAUGCGUUGUGAACAAUUAAAAUUAUCCUCCACUGGACUUGUAUUUUCCUGGCAUGUUUGCUGAUUUUACAGAGGGGAAUACCUACACCUUCCUGACUCUUGAUGUUGUUGCUUUUAUAUGUAUUUAUAAUGCGCUUUUCUGGAGACAGCAGAACCUGCUGCAGAGUAGCAGCCACUGAGGAGCUUCACGGGAGAAGAAGCGACAUUUAAGGAAGCAGAGCGAAUUUCAAAAGCACAGGACAACUGGAAGCCAUACAAAGACUCUCUGAGUAUAUGCGCGUGUUGGUUGCAUCCCUGUGGAGGAUACCUCCCUAAGGCUGCUUCUGCAGUGAAUCGACAACAUGGAGACAUGCAGAGGAGCUGAAGCACUGGGAAGUGCAGUACUGGGAUCACUGGGGGCUGCUGGGAGCCAUGACAACCCUGACAGGGGCAUGAGACCAUUCCAUCAUCCAGAAGAAGAUGACUUUGUACCAGAACUGUCCAGGAGUAUUCACCCUCGAGAGCGGCCUGACUGGGAAGAAACUCUGAGCGCAAUGGCAAGGAGUGCUGAGAUUCCAGAAUUACCAGGGGAACCUCCCCUGAGAUCCUGUGCUAGUACUGCCAGCAUGAAGGUGAAAAACAUCAAGAAGCUGUCAUUCACCAAAGGCCACUUUCCUAAACUGGCAGAAUGUGCGCACUUUCACUAUGAAAAUGUUGAUUUUGGAGCCAUCCAAUUGACUCUGGCAGACGAGCAAAGCGAAUUAACCAGGAAUGGCUGUGAAUCCAGAGAACUGGUGUAUCUGGUCCAGAUUUCCUGUCAGGGUAGGAGCUGGAUUGUGAAGCGCAGCUAUGAGGAUUUUCGGGUUCUCGACAAACAUCUCCACCUGUGUAUCUAUGACCGCCGCUUUUCCCAGCUCACAGAGCUGCCUCGAUUGGACUGCCUGAGGGAUCGUGCAGAGGCAGUUUCCCAAAUGCUGAUGGCUUACCUGUCCCGCCUUUCAGCGAUAGCUGACAACAAGAUAAAUUGUGGCCCAGCGCUCACAUGGAUGGAGAUUGACAACAAGGGAAACCACUUGCUGGUACAUGAGGAAUCUUCCAUUAAUGUUCCUGCCAUUGCUGCUGCCCACGUCAUCAAACGUUACAUUGCACAAGCUGGUGAUGAGCUCUCCUUUGAGGUGGGAGAUAUUGUGUCUGUGAUUGACAUGCCGCCCAAGGAGGAUACCACAUGGUGGAGAGGAAAACAUGGCUUUCAGGUGGGCUUCUUCCCAAGUGAGUGCGUUGAACUGAUUAAUGACAAAGUACCCCAGUCUGUGACCAACUCGAUGCCAAAACCAGUGUCUAAAAAGCACGGGAAGCUCAUCACUUUCCUGCGCACAUUCAUGAAGUCUCGUCCCACGAAGCAGAAACUGAAGCAACGCGGGAUUCUGAGGGAGCGGGUGUUCGGCUGCGACCUGGGCGAGCACCUUCUCAACUCUGGACAUGACAUUCCACAGGUUCUCAAGAGUUGCACUGAAUUUAUCGAGAAAUAUGGAGUGGUGGAUGGCAUCUACAGACUCUCUGGGAUUGCUUCCAACAUCCAGAAAUUACGGCAUGAGUUUGACUCUGAACAAAUCCCAGACCUGACAAAAGAUUUGUACCUCCAAGACAUCCAUUGUGUUGGCUCGCUCUGCAAACUCUAUUUCCGGGAGCUGCCCAAUCCUUUACUAACCUACCAGCUGUAUGAGAAGUUCUCUGAUGCAGUAUCUGCGGCAACAGAUGAAGAACGUUUAGUUAAAAUUCAUGACGUCAUUCAACAGCUGCCUCCGCCUCAUUACAGGACACUGGAAUUUCUCAUGAGACACUUGGCUCACCUUGCUGCCUUUAGUUAUGUCACAAAUAUGCACACCAAGAACCUGGCCAUCGUUUGGGCACCCAAUUUGCUCAGAUCCAAGCAAAUAGAGUCCGCAUGCUUCAGUGGCACGGCAGCUUUUAUGGAGGUACGAAUACAGUCGGUGGUGGUGGAGUUCAUUUUGAACCACGUCGAUGUACUCUUCAGCCCAAAAUUGAGUUCUCUUAUUCGGGAAGGAGCAGGACAUGGCUCUCUUUCAAGGCCAAAGUCUCUCCUGGUGUCUUCUCCUUCCACCAAGCUGCUAACACUGGAGGAAGCCCAAGCUCGGACACAAGCUCAAAUCAACUCUCCUAUCACAGCAGACAGCAAGUAUAUUGAGGUUGGAGAGGGACCUGCUGCUCUGCAGGGCAAGUUUCACACAGUUAUCGAGUUUCCCACCGAGAGGAAGAGACCACCUGGCAAAGUAAAAAAGUCCCCCGUGGGCAGCUGGCGGUCUUUCUUUAAUCUGGGAAAGUCUUCUUCCAUGGCUAAGCGGAAGUUGCAUCGCAAUCCCAGUGAGCCAAAUGAGAUGAAAGCCAUGGCACUUGCAGGUGGGAGAGGAGAAACGGGCACCCUUCGUUCUGCCAAAAGCGAGGAGUCACUAACCUCUCUGCACAAUGUGGAUGGUGAAUCAAAGGUGUAUCGUCCACGCAGGCCCCGCUCUAGCAGUGAUGCUCUAUCUGCUUCUUUCAAUGGAGACCUACUAGAUGGCCGACAUCACUGCAAUUCUUAUGAUAAUGUUCCACUUAAUGACGAUGGUGAUGAAGCUGCCAUUAGAGUUCCUGCUCUUAUUUCAUCUCCACGGUCUGCAGAAGAAAUGGACUUGAGCCCACCCGAUAUUGGCAUGGCUUUACUUGAUUUUGACCCUAUGUCCUUCCAGUGUAGUCCUCCUCAGCCAGAACCCGAGCUGCCUUCACCUGUGACAGCAGAACCAGUUGAUACACAGAAAAGCCCUGGCAGUGCUAGUAGCUCUGAACCUGUCUCCCCAUCCCCAGAAAAAUUCACCAGCCCCUUCUUCUCACCUGAUCUGAGCCCAGCCAUUGAGGACAGAGCCAAUGCCAAACACGCCACUUUUGCGGAGAAAGUAGUUCAAGCCCUUUCUCCCAAAAUAGGUCGAAAAUCGGCCAAGUCCCCACCCUUGACUAUCUCUGAUCCUGUGGCCAUUUCUGUUCCAACCCGAGUGUCAGAGAUUAUCGGCGGACUUUCCACUUCUCCACCUGCCCAGAGCAAGCCGAUCUUAGUUAAUAGUGGGGCCAGUGGUCGUUCUCCUCCUCAGAUGAUCUCCAUGCUCCUGAAGACUGCAGAAUUAGAACUGAGCGAGAGCUGCCAACAUGAGAUUUACAGUAAAAUUUCAACCACUCAGGGUUUGGAGAACAUAGGCCCAAGUGGCGAAGGGGCUGACUUCAGUAGUUGUGGUGCAGUCAUGGUGCCCUCAGCAACCCAGAGUGCUCAAGGGGUCACAGCUCUGGAUUCUCCACAAGUUCCAGUCCCUGUCAGUUCUGUGUCCAUAUUGCCUCCCCCGCCUCCACCGAAGAAUGCUGCCCGCAUGCUUGCCCUGGCCCUGGCUGAAUCUGCCCAGCAGGCUGCCAUCCAAUCCCAGAGAAAACUGCCAGAGCUUCCUUCAGCACCGGCCACACCUCCAAGGCACUUUGAACAGCCAGAAGCACACAGCAGACCACAACUACCGAAGGUCCAGGGUCCUCCUCCUGACCCUGGGAGUCGAUUAAUAAUGGCAGGCUCGCCUCCAGGUCUGUUCACUGCCUCUUCUGCUGGUACAGCCACCCUAGCCAGUGUGAGCCAAAGCAUGUCAAUGAGUCACAUUGUCAGUACGAUGCAAGCAGCUACAUUGGUUAGCAGUCAUGCAGUAUAUAGUACUGUUUUAACCCCAGGUCAAAGGGACACAGUGUCUAGUUCCACACCUUCUGGUCAGUAUGCUGUGGCCACAAGUCCUCCACCAAGUACUCAGCAAGUCCCAACGUCCAGUUCCACUGCCCCUUGUCAACAUGUUAUUGCAGCCAGUCCCCCUGGCCAGGGUCAACAUGUCAUGGUCUCAAGCCCACCAGCUCCUCGCCCUGGAGGAACAGCACAUAUGAGUCCUGACAGACAGCAGCCUGCAAUGGGCCAAGUGCCACCUGUCCAUCCACCCAAGGAUCUUCCUUCUGUCAUGCAGCAGGUGUGGCAUGGAGGAGCACCAACACAGCCUUUGGUGAAGCCUGUGGAGCAACCAGGAGUCCCAUCAUCACUCCAUCAAGCCAGCAGCUCUGCCCGACCGGCUGCCCCAAGCCACCCAGCAGAGAAGCCAAGAGAGACCAUUAAGGCUCCUUCCCAUCACCCAAGAGCAGAGUCUGUCCCUGUGUUUCAGCCCUAUGGCCCAACUCCCCCCACACCUCCUAUACGCACCAUGGAAAGCAAACUGGCAGCAGCUGCACUGUCAGGCACUGAAGCAGCCAAUGCCUCCAGUUUCCACUCUCUGCUCGCAGGUGCCUCCUUGCCAACAUCCAUUGAGGAAACAUUACCUCCACCACCUCCUCCUCCAAAAACAUCAGGCCAGCAAGCUUACCUCCAUCACCUGAAAUCAGACACUGUGCCCGAGUCUGGAGGAGAAACUUACUACCAUCCACGUGCCAUGCCUGCGGGACAGACGUCAGUGCCCUUUCACUAUCGGCCGGAGAGCGUGCCACCACACUUGUCUUACACUUCCAAACCAGAGCCCCAGCCCAUUUACAGCGCUCGCUUUGAUAACCGCUACAGCACCCUGGGACCAAAAUCGACGCACCACUCGUCCAAGUCUCGCGGGUUGCUUAGGACUGAGUACUCUUCAAUGGGACCUUCUGGACUUCAUAGUCAAGGCUAUUCUGCAGCAGACACUGCUGCCAUGUAUCCCACUCUCCGUAGGGUUCACUCUCUCCAUGUGCCAUCGACUGCAUUCCGCUCUGUGCCAAUCACUCGAACAGAGGUCCCCCCAGAUGAUGAACUUUUCUAUUACCAGAGACCUCUCUACCAGUAUAAACCAUACCAGCCACCCUCCCAGUCCGAUUACCACGUGACUCAACUGCAGCCCUACUUUGAGAAUGGGCGAGUACACUACCGUUAUAGCCCAUUCUCGGGGACCAAUCCCCUGGAUGCCCCAUACUAUGAUGUGGACCCUUAUGGGACCAUCCGACUCCGGCACGUUCAUUCAUUUUCAGGCCGUGAACAACCACACCUCAGUAGAGCCAUCAGCAAAGGCAGUGCAUAUCAGUACCUCUCGAGACAAGGGUUGCUGCCAGGCAAGGAGCACAGCUUUGUCAGCAGGGACAUGCCACCUUCCCCAGACGUAAAAGGAACAACUGUUUACCUGCCAUGGGAUCCCGAUGAUUCAGAGAAACUCCGAAUGCAAUCGAUUCGUCGUGAAAACCGAACACGUCAGAAGACCAAAGGCCCUGUGAUGUCUCAAUACGACAACGUCGGACCACUGCUGCAAGGGGACCUAAGCAGUGUGGAGGUUGUCCAUCUUCGUAGCAAGUCAGAUCCCGGUAAAACUAUCCUUAUGACUUCGGAGGGGAAAGACCUUCGAUUUGGACCCUCUGUGCCGGCUGUACCCCCAAGGCAUCUUCCAUCUGACAGUGAUGUUUUCACAUACAUCGAUCCAUUGGAGCGACAGUACCAAGGAAAUGGAUUGACUGACAAGACAGGUUUGCCUCUGAAGCCAAGUGGGUCCAGGAACCCAGCCCACCCAAUGCAGGGGCAACCUCUCGCACGGUUUCAUAUGCAACAACAAGACCCCAAGAAUGGACCGGGAGAGUAUGAACAGCCGCAUACCAUAAACAGCCGGCAGAUGGUGAGGAUCAAAACUACUAGUAGCUACCCCGAGGAGGAUCUUCACGUGGCCACUGGCAAGUCAGCACCCCCUCCUAAACCAGAACGCUCCCAUAGCAUUCGGGGAUCUACCCAGCAGCACUACCACCACGCUUCCAACCUCCCACCUCAUCUGUCGGAAACACUAGACAGGGACCCGGGUUCACAAUACCCAUACCCUCACGGCAAGCGGCACAGCACAAUGACAGUCUUAUCUCAGUAUGACAACUUGGAUGACUAUCACCCUGUUGUACCUCAGGCACCAUCAUCGAUGCCCACCCGUGGAGGCAGCGGAGUCUCGAGCUUCACCAACCCCCUGAACAAUCGAAACUAUUCCACCGCCUUAGGGCAGGGGGCCUUCCUACAGAAUGAGCUGUCCAUGCAGAGGCCUGAAGCUGAAAUACACGUGGAAUGAAAGACUUUAUAGAAAUUUUACAAAUUAGAAAAAAGGCAGCCUCUGCAGGACAGUGGACUGGUACCCUUUUUUGUUUUGUAUUUUUUAACAAAAUGUAUAAAAUUGCAGCAAGUUUUUACUGGACUGAAUGUAUACUAGUUAUCUUGUCAUCUUUAUUCCCACAAGGCUGCGGUUUAUUCAAAUGGUGAGUGUUUCUGUUUGAGAAGUAAGGUUAAAAGGAAGAGAAACUACUGGUCUAGGUUGGGUUAGGGCCUUUCUGUUUGGUUCAAAGUGGGAAGGGAGGGCUGUGUUCCUAAAAAACAAAAAAUGCACAUCCUGUCUUGCUGCCAGAAAUGUUGCGUGCGUCUGUGUGUGUGUGAUUGUGAGCCUGUGUGUAUGAUAUCCUUAGCGUCCUAUUGUGUGACAGACACAUUUUAAGUACUAUGUGAAGACGGCAGCAUUCAUCAGCUUAACUGGGGGAUUAAAGAAGUGUCUCCCGAGGAAUCGUCAGUUGAUGUUAGCCAUUUAAGAGCCGCACACAACUGCUCAUCCGUUAAAAGCCGAGAACAUCAUGGAAAGACAGGACUACACCAAAGGUACCCAUUAGCAGCAGAAAAGGCAACGUGGAAACCAAUCAUCGCCAUUGUGGAUUGUAGGCGCCCACAAGUGCUCAGUAUCUUCUGUGUCAUAAUGUUUCAAAUUGUGGAUAAUUAAAAAUGUUUUUCUCAUAAUUAAGACCAUUAAAUAAGGAGAAAUGUGAUUUGGAAUGACUGGCAUCAAUAGACUACUGUGUGUGCGUGUACGUGUGUGUUGUACAAUCUUCCACAUCCAGCUGGGCGGAUUUUUAAUGAGUUAAAUAUUCUUUUAUUUAUUUUUUAUAUUCAGAUGAUUUGAUUAGGCAGUCUGUAUCAGUUGCAAACAUUGUGUAACAUUGGGCACUCUAGUAUGAGUUAGAUCAAAAAUGUUUGACUUAUUUAUUUAACUUAGAAGGUGGCACGAGUUUUGGAUGAUACAUUUCACAUUUGUCAUUUUAUAAUCAUUGACGACACUCACCAAAAUAACAAAACACUGCAAGAUGGACUACAUAGACCACAGCUGCUCUACGUGUGAGUACAUUUUAUUCGCAUAGAAGGGGACUUGUAUUUAAAAACAUGAGAACUGUCCUUUAUAUUGGGUAACAUUUGUUUGUAUUUUAAUGCAAAAUUGCUUUAUCAAAUGUAAAUGACUAGGAUGGAUGCUGUAGGAUUCCUCCUUUUAAGCUUAUUUGUCAUAAAAUGGUAUCGUUCUUGGAAGGUGUGAUAAGCAUAUGCCUGAGAAAAUAAAACAUGGUACAAAGCAACACCCCCCACCCCCAUUUGUCUGAAAUUUCAAACCAAGAAGUAUGCAUUUCAAGUACAGAAGGUACACUUUGGCAGUCAGUGUUAAAGCUUAAACUUCUGGGAAGUUGCAUUUGAUGUCGCUUCACGGUCAUUUCAAAGCAGAAACUGAAGAGACGGGGUGGGCCGGUGCAUUCGACAAGAGGGAAGGAACUGUGAAGGAAAACCAAGUAGAUGUGAACUAUUUCAUUCUGGUCUGUGUGUCUGACUGACUGACAUCCACUUUUUGAACGUUGGCUUCCUUUUAGGGACGCUGGUAUGAGAUUCCAUUUGCACAUUAAACCUUUUGCACUAUAUUUUAACAAUAAAUGGAGUGUGGGAGUUCUCAGGUUAAGAUCUUGUCUGUAAUUUCACCUUCGAGAACUGCUUCCAACUGUACACCGUGGGUAAGCAGUUUCAUGUGCUUUUAUGUUUGUUUUUUUUUUUUGUUUUUUUACUUUGCCAUUUAUUAUCUGGAUAUGUUAAAAAACAAACUGCUGAAAAAAAGAAUUCUAUAUAGUUCCUUCUGUGUAAGAAAAGCGACUGUGUAUACCAGUACUGCUUACAUCAGUAUUAACUUCAUUUUCUUCCAACUUGUUAACAUCACAGAAAAUGAAGCAGGCUACGUAAACUGGAAACUGUGAGCCUUUUGUAUACAAAUAUUCUGUCGUUGCUGUAGCUGGAAUUUCAAAACACUUUGUGACUUAUGGUGCCAAUGAAUUUUGUUUCUUUCUGUGUAAAUAAUGGUCUUUGCCGUUCAAAAUUUUGGGUUCUGUGUUUUUUUUUUUUCUUUUUUACAUGUAGCCUUUUUUUUAUUUCAAGGGGGUGUUGAAUUCUGUAUUUUGCUUUCAGAUGCUCUUCAAGACAGUGAUUAACAAUGAAAGGCGCUUUAUGAAAUAAAGACUGAUUGGGUUUCA